AUGAUCACCCCAGCAGAGCCCUCCGACACGCCAACCCUGGCAAGAAUCCAAUCCGCUGCCUUUGAGUCCGACCUCCUCGGCCAGCUCAUGUUCGGCCCCUCGUCAGCAGAAGGGGACGCCUUCGCCGCCGCAGAAAUACAAGACGCAAUACACUCCGAUCGAUCCACGCGAAUCAUGAAAGCAGUCGUCGACGGAGAAGUCGCCGGGUAUGCCCAUUGGCAUGUCUAUACCGGGGCCAUGGCCCCUCUCAAAAAGGAGAAGACGCCGCCUGCUUGUUCGCCUUUUCCGGGGAUUUUCCUCUCAUUCUUUGGACAGAUGGCGGAUAAGAGGGUGGAGCAUGGUGUUGGAACGAAUCAGGCGGUCCUCCAAGUACUGGCCGUGUCGCCGGAACACCAACGGAAAGGCGUCGGGGCGGCUCUCCUCCGCGAAGGACUCGAUCACGCAGAUCAACAUGGUCUGACUGCUUGGCUGGAGGCGACGGAGGCAGGGUACCCGCUCUACCGGCGGUUUGGGUUCAAGGAUGUCGAUGAGAUUGCGGUGGAUUUCACACGGUUCGGACAUGAGGGGUCGAAUCGGACGGUGUGCAUGUUGAGAGAUAAACAGUAG
Molecule: messenger RNA, 606 nt
Organism: Penicilliopsis zonata CBS 506.65
Lineage: Eukaryota; Fungi; Ascomycota; Eurotiomycetes; Eurotiales; Aspergillaceae
Exons: 2
Coding region: 1-606 (201 amino acids)
Molecular function (GO): acyltransferase activity, transferring groups other than amino-acyl groups
Source: RefSeq, a predicted model, not a curated record